AGCCGCAGCCGCGGGAUGGGCCUGAGCCCGGCCGCCCCCGGGAAGAGCAGGCUCCGCCUCUCCCGCUCCCCCGGGCCCCGCCCCAAGCCCGCGUCCGGAGCCGCAAGUACGCGGCCCAGCCGUGACCCCGUCGGCCCGGGCGCCGCCGCUGCAACCGGCCCCCUCCCCAUCGAGCCGCCGCGCCCCGGCCUGGAGGCCCUACUGGGAGAAAUAGCCUCUCAAGCGUUGGUCCAGCUCUCUCCCAAGCACCUGCAGCAGGGAACCUCAGAACUGGACAGAAGCGUCCAGGAGGGGGAGGAGCCCGGAGUUAACUUGGAGACCACACCCAGCCAGAAAAGAGCAGAGUCACAUUCAACCCCGAAGCCUGAGAGCGCAAGCAAGUUAGCAAAGCAAGCCGCCAAGAGCAAACCAAGACCCAGACCUGGAGACCUGAUUGAGAUUUUUCGCAUCGGCUAUGAGCACUGGGCCAUCUACGUGGAAGACGACUGUGUGGUCCAUCUGGCUCCCCCGAGUGAGGAAUUUGAGGCCGGCAGUAUCAGUUCCAUCUUCAGCAACCGGGCCGUGGUGAAAUACAGUCGCCUGGAGGACGUGCUGCACGGCUGCUCUUGGAAGAUCAACAACAAGCUGGAUGGGACGUACCUGCCCCUGCCCGUGGACAAGAUCGUCCGGCGCACGAAGAAGAUGAUCAACAAGAUGGUGCAGUACAGCCUGAUUGAUGGGAACUGUGAGCACUUCGUCAACAACCUCAGAUACGGUGUGCCCAGGAGCCAGCAGGUGGAACACGCCCUGAUGGAAGGAGCGAAAGCUGCUGGUGUGGUUAUUUCAGCUGUGGUGGACAGCAUACGGCCCAAGCCUGGCCCCGCCUGAAGGUGCUGGAAAUUCCAGGCAGAGGAAGAACGGCUGCCACCAGCAAGGACAAUCACAGCCCCUUUCCUCCCCUUGCCUUCUCUCGCCAUAGCUCCUCCCGAGAAAAUCGGGAGCUUCUGGAGGAAUCUCGGGUGUAUCCAAUUACCCCCCCCAGAAAUACAUCCAAUAUAUGUGAUCAUAGAUCCAUGGA
Messenger RNA from Acinonyx jubatus (cheetah), 1057 nucleotides. It is a transcript of the gene PLAAT5, whose product is annotated as phospholipase A and acyltransferase 5. Gene Ontology annotation, molecular function: glycerophospholipid phospholipase A1 activity; A2-type glycerophospholipase activity. Bases 16 to 867 code for a protein of 283 amino acids. The record is from RefSeq and is a predicted model, not a curated record. NCBI's taxonomy places the organism in Eukaryota, Metazoa, Chordata, Mammalia, Carnivora, Felidae. Gene Ontology annotation, cellular component: cytoplasm. Gene Ontology annotation, biological process: N-acylphosphatidylethanolamine metabolic process. The transcript is spliced from 6 exons.